CCAAUGGUUGGAGUGAAUCACUCUGUGGUGUCAGAGUUUGUGUUCCUGGGACUCACCAACUCCUGGGAGAUCCAACUUCUCCUCUUUGUGUUCUCCUCCAUGUUUUAUGUGGCCAGCAUGAUGGGAAACUCCUUCAUUAUGCUUACGGUGACUUCUGACCCUCACUUACACUCCCCCCUGUACUUUCUGUUGGCUAACCUUUCCUUCAUUGACCUGGGUGUUUCUUCUGUCACGUCUCCCAAGAUGAUUUAUGAUCUUUUCAGAAAGCACAAAGUCAUCUCCUUUGGAGGCUGCAUCGCUCAGAUUUUCUUCAUCCAUGUCAUUGGUGGUGUGGAGAUGGUGCUGCUCAUAGCCAUGGCCUUUGACCGAUAUGUGGCCAUAUGUAAGCCUCUUCACUACCUGACUGUCAUGAGCCCAAGGAUGUGCACCUUCUUUUUAGUGGCUGCCUGGAUGACAGGCCUUAUCCACUCUGUGGUUCAAUUGGCUUUUGUAGUAAACUUACCUUUCUGUGGUCCUAAUGUGUUGGACAGCUUUUACUGUGACCUUCCUCAGUUCAUCAAACUUGCCUGCACGGACACCGACCGACUGGAGUUCAUGGUCACAGCCAACAGUGGAUUCAUCUCUGUGGGCUCCUUCCUCAUACUGAUCAUUUCUUAUAUCGUCAUCAUUCUCACUGUUCAGAAACACUCUUCAGCUGGUUCAUCCAAAGCUCUGUCCACACUUUCAGCUCACAUCACUGUGGUCGUCUUGUUCUUUAGUCCUCUGAUGUUCUUAUAUACAUGGCCAUCUCCUUCUGUACACGUGGAUAAGUUUCUGGCCCUCUUUGACGCAGUUCUUACUCCUUUUUUGAAUCCUAUCGUUUACACAUUCAGGAAUCAAGAAAUGAAGGUGGCAAUGAGCAGAGUAUGCAGACAGCUAGUGAGUUACAGGAAGAUCUCUUAA
This is a messenger RNA of Cynocephalus volans (Philippine flying lemur), 942 nucleotides long. Its product is annotated as olfactory receptor 4F21-like. Gene Ontology annotation, molecular function: G protein-coupled receptor activity; olfactory receptor activity. The transcript has a single exon. Gene Ontology annotation, cellular component: plasma membrane. Gene Ontology annotation, biological process: G protein-coupled receptor signaling pathway. NCBI's taxonomy places the organism in Eukaryota, Metazoa, Chordata, Mammalia, Dermoptera, Cynocephalidae. The coding region runs from base 4 to 942 and encodes 312 amino acids. The record is from RefSeq and is a predicted model, not a curated record.